This is a messenger RNA of Cryptomeria japonica (Japanese cedar), 1663 nucleotides long. RefSeq names its product feruloyl CoA ortho-hydroxylase F6H1-2-like. NCBI's taxonomy places the organism in Eukaryota, Viridiplantae, Streptophyta, Pinopsida, Cupressales, Cupressaceae. The record is from RefSeq and is a predicted model, not a curated record. The coding region runs from base 185 to 1240 and encodes 351 amino acids. The transcript is spliced from 4 exons.
AACUCCCAUUUAGCAAAAGUAAACAACUUAGAAAGGAAAAUGCCAACAGCAAAUUUCAAUGUGGAAGGCAUUUAAUCGUAAUAAAUACAAAAAUGGGAAUGUUCAAAGAUAUAAAUAGCACAGGCAUGCUAGCUUUUCUUGUAAGCAGCCUCUGUUUUUGUUCAGACAGUUCAAAAGAAAAGCAAUGUCUAGGAUGGAAUUCAAUGUUCAACUUCAAUCAGAAGCUGUUAGUAGAAGCGUAAAGAAUUUAGUUGACGUUGGCCUCCAGAAAGUUCCAGAGGCUUAUAUUCGUCCAGAAAAUGAGCGCCCAACAGCCUCUCCAGUUUACUCAGAAAGCAUUCCCGUCAUAGAUCUCCAUGGCUUUGAUGACCACAACCAAUCAACUGUAAUCAAUGCCAUGAGCAAAGCAUGCGAAGAAUGGGGAUUCUUUCAGGUGAUCAAUCAUGGGGUUCCAGAGGGGGUGAUAGAGAGAAUGGUGAAGGCCCACCACAUGUUUUUGGAGCAGCCAGAAGAGGAAAAGUCCAAGUACAAAGCUGAAGGCCAUGAGAAGCCUGUUUUAUAUGGAACUGGCUUCACUGCGAAAGGCCAAAAGGUUCUGGAAUGGAGGGACUUUCUCAUGUUUAUCGUUGCAGGAACUAUUGAUGCCCAAACACUCCAGCAUUGGCCUCCAGUCAUUCGAGACUCAGCUUUAGAAUUCGUGACUGAAGUGAGAAAGCUGGCAAUAAAGCUUCUUUCUGGUCUGUCAGAAUGUCUUGGAAUACCCGAUAUUUUACAGAGCGUAAUGGGCUAUGAGCGACUACUCUUGAAUUACCAUCCUCCAUGUCCUAACCCAGAUAUGACAUUUGGUUUGAGUGGGCAUUCUGAUGUGGGUUUAAUCACAGUUCUUCUGCAAGAUGAUGUAGGAGGUCUUCAAGUAUCACAUAACGGCAGAUGGGUUGCAGUACAGCCAAUUUCCAAUGCUUUUGUGAUUAAUGUGGGAGAUGCCUUGCAGGUGUUAAGCAAUGGAAGGUUUCAGAGCAUAGAGCAUCGUGUUGUACCCAAUUAUAAUCAAGCUCGAAUAUCCAUUCCAUUGUUUUGUGCUCCUGCCAACUCCACCAUAAUUAAUCCUAUCCCUGAGCUCAUCAAUGAGCACAACCCUUCUAAAUAUAGAUCAUUUACAUUCGGGGACUAUGUGGCCUAUUUUCAUAAUCGACCUCAUUCAGGAAAGGCUGAUAAUUUGGCUUUUGCAAGACUGGACUAGAUGUGUAAUCACACAGAACCACGACUGUUAUUCCGUUUUCAUAGAAUUAUUUAGCAUGAGAGAACAAAAGGCUAUAUUAAAUGUCUAUUAGAUCUCUUCAUAGGUUGAAAGUUAAUGAACAAUAUUGAGUUCAGUGUUGUCUAAUUCUUUAAUUAGUAGGUUCCAUAUAAGGUGGUUCUAUAUAUUUAUCAAGAGUAUGGAAAUAGUUUUCUGUUAUCUUGUUCAUUAGUUCCUGCCUGCAGGAAACUAUAGCAGAGGCUAUUUUCGUUAACCCCUUAUUAAUCUGAGCCAAAACAACCAAUCAUAUUUUUUUUUGUUGCAAAGAUUUUCAUGUUUCCUUGGUUCUGCCCGGAAAAGAUGCAAAUUAUUUAGGCUAAUUUUUAUCCUCAAGUUUUUUGGCAUUGACAUAUUGGAUACAUUGGC